AUGGACUAUGUCGACGACGCGAAAGAGAGUGCGAAAACAUGCGGGAACAACAUGACGUUGGAGGCCUGUGUCAGCGUCAUCGGUGGUGUGAUCGGGUUCAUCCUCAUUGCUACAUUGAUCUGGUAUUACUUCUGCAAGUACAGACCUCGGAAAAGGGCAGAACGACGAGAUACCACCGAAGCAGAUGCAGAGGAAAAGCAGAGGAAGAGGGACGAGGCGCUCAAAAGUAAAGGGGCAGAAUUGGCCAUGGCUCAUCAUCAAUCGAGAAUAUUAGCGAGCAUCACAGGGUUGGAGAAUAAGCGUGCAUCGGAACUGGCAGUUUAG
This is a messenger RNA of Kockovaella imperatae, 324 nucleotides long. RefSeq lists its product as hypothetical. The record is from RefSeq and is a predicted model, not a curated record. Bases 1 to 324 code for a protein of 107 amino acids. Lineage: Eukaryota; Fungi; Basidiomycota; Tremellomycetes; Tremellales; Cuniculitremaceae. The transcript has 2 exons.